UUAAUCCGUGCCACGGCACGUCCAACAUCAAGCGCUGUCAGUCUAGAGGCCUUCCUUUCAUUGCCUAACAACGGCAUCUUCUCGGACGAGCAAUCAUGAAGGUCUUCUCUUCCAACUGCACCUUCGACUAUUCCUGGAACGAAGUUUCGACCGCGAACUGGCGCAAGUACUGCCCAUGGAAUGACAAGUCAACCCAUGUCGUGGGGGUGGACACUCUUUCUCGAUCAGUCGAUCAAGCGACUGGCAUCUUGCGUACGGAGCGCCUCAUCACAUGUGAUCAGUCCGUGCCACAAUGGGUAUUAUCAUUGUUCGGAGGGAGCGCUACAUCUCAUGUCUACGAGAUUUCCUAUGUCGACCCAAUCGCGAAGAAAGUUACCAUGUGCUCCAGCAAUCUUACCUGGUCCAACGUUCUCAACGUUCAAGAAACUGUGAUAUACCGACCUUCACCGUCAAAGGCAAACUCCACCGAUUUUAAUCAAGAAGCCAAAAUCACUGCGCUUUGCGGUGGCUGGCAGAAGAUCAAAAACAAGGUAGAGGAAGCAAGUGUGGAAAGGUUCAGUCAAAACGCCAAAAGAGGACGAGAAGGCUUCGAGGCGGUACUCGAGAUGAGUCGACGGGUCUUCGGCGAACAACGCGAGCACGAAAAAAGGCAGCUACAGUCGUGAGCAGUCUAGACAUCCGUUUACAUCCGCAUAUUAAGCGACUUGCAUAUCUCGGCGUCGGUUUCUAAUACUUCUUUAUCACGUUUCCACUUUCAUGAGACUUGUGUUUCACAAAAGUUGUUUAGAUAUCCCUUGGUUUGUUGGUCAAUGUCAUUAUUAGGAUAUUAGUG
Messenger RNA from Aspergillus glaucus CBS 516.65, 832 nucleotides. RefSeq names its product putative mitochondrial protein sorting (Msf1). Gene Ontology annotation, molecular function: phosphatidic acid transfer activity. The coding region runs from base 96 to 665 and encodes 189 amino acids. The transcript is spliced from 4 exons. Gene Ontology annotation, biological process: phospholipid transport. NCBI's taxonomy places the organism in Eukaryota, Fungi, Ascomycota, Eurotiomycetes, Eurotiales, Aspergillaceae. The record is from RefSeq and is a predicted model, not a curated record. Gene Ontology annotation, cellular component: mitochondrial intermembrane space.